UGCUUAGGCCGGUUGAUCUUCGGGGUGCAUGCCGCCAAGUGUCUCUACCGGGACGCGCUGCGAACAUCUGUCCUUGGUGAGAGCAUCUGACUCGUGUUCAACGUGUUCCGCCAAAGCAUACAAGCGAUGGUAGAGGCGGUCUGUUCGAAACUCCCUGAACACGAAUUCCCGAGUAAGAGGUGAUCUGCCUCCAAUCCACGUCCAGAACAUGUCCUCCCCUCCGCAGAAAGUCUCCCUCUACUCCGCGAAUGAUCUGAAAAAUGCCACCGACGACGCAAUAGCACCUUACCUCACAAGCCUCCCGAAACCCUACACAUUCAAACAACAGCACUAUACAACCAAUGUUCGUCUAAUCCUAGGUUACACCGCAGUCAUCAUCGCCGCCAUCCUAUUCUACGCAGACUGGAAACUCGGCUGGGAUGCAACCAAAGCGUACACCGGCCCUGCCUGUAUAGCAUAUUUCGUUCUCAAUGGCGCAUUGACGUACUGGAUCUGGGCGGUCGAGGCCGGGACCAUCUUCGUUGGCACUAGAGAGGGAGGACAGAAGUUGACCCUGAAAUCUUCGUCACAAAAGUACAAGCCACUAUACAAAUUGAAAGUCGCGUACCAGGCGCCCUCGGGCAAGAAAUGGGAGAACAAGGAAGUCGAAGGCUCGUUUACACAGUGGUUCAAUACGCAUGGGUAUUUGCAGAAGAAGGAGUUACAGGCUUGGCUGGCGGAGAACAUCGAGGUAUUAGGUGUUGCGAGGAGCGAAGGAAAGUCGACGAUCGAGGUCGAAACGCCAAUGACGACGACGGCAGCGAUUGACGACGCAACGCUGGCCGCAAUGUCUUUUUCCUCGGGCACCGAGAAUUCCUCGGCUCCUGUGACGCCCAGUGCGAAGAAGGGACGUGGGAAGAAGAAGACUUGAUUGAUCACAGGGCCAUGCAUGUCUGGCCCGAAGAAAUACUGCACCAAAUUGAUGUGCUUCGGACGAUGGACCUUAUCAGUCCUGUGACCUGUGGAGAGACUAGUCCUUCACCGUGGCUGAAGCUAGCCCCGAAAGAACGCCCAUGGUGGCCUCGCAGGCCCAAGCAAGCACGCCCUGCUAAUACGAGUGCGUUCGCCACCAACUGGAUUGCUCCGCGUGAUUAGGAAUGAACAAGGUCUCGGGAGAGAAAGAGGGCGGUCGGUAGAAGACGGACCUCUUCAUGGGGCUCUACAGAGUGCACCUGGAGGAGUAGGCCAGCACCAUAGCCAGGGUGUCAAGUGACAGCACCAAUGCGCCAUCAAUGAGGUCGAUCAACAUAGUCGUAUCGAAAGCAAGCUCUUACGAAUCAUCAAGAUUAUC
Messenger RNA from Exophiala viscosa, 1330 nucleotides. RefSeq names its product microsomal signal peptidase 25 kDa subunit-domain-containing protein. NCBI's taxonomy places the organism in Eukaryota, Fungi, Ascomycota, Eurotiomycetes, Chaetothyriales, Herpotrichiellaceae. Gene Ontology annotation, biological process: protein targeting to ER. Gene Ontology annotation, cellular component: signal peptidase complex; membrane. Bases 209 to 910 code for a protein of 233 amino acids. The transcript is spliced from 3 exons. The record is from RefSeq and is a predicted model, not a curated record.